UUUGGCCCCUGAGCUCUCAGUUGUAAUUCUGAUCUGUUAACAUGCUCAUCUGACCCUGCAGGUGACAGGUGAAUUACUGUAGCUGCUUUCUGAUCGCCUCUACGCACCUGAGCAACGGGGAACAAGAGGGGAAAGGCACAAGCUUGUGGAUUUUCAGGACUUUGAUGACAACUUUCAGAAACAUUUAGGCUCUGACUCUUUUAAACUGCUUGUUAAUGAUUAGCAUUUAAGUGGAUGAAGGACUUUCUUGGAAAGAACAUUUAUUUUCAUUUAGUGUGUAUCGGGAAGUUGUACCCAGUGUUUGCUCUUCGUACAUUGUGAAUUUUUUAAAAACAACUUUAUUAGCUUAUUAAGUAGCUCAUGUUCAUUGGUGAGCUGAUUCUUUAAUCAAAAUUAGCUAUACAAUGAUGGACAGACUCCAUUCUGGACAGUUCAGGGGACAAAGAAUACAGGACCUAAAGGCAUCUUGACCAGUGGAUAACUUUGGACCAUCCAGAAGUUAUUAUUUGGACUUUUUUUUUUUUUUUGGCCAAUCUAAAGUUUUUUUUUUCAGCAAAUCAACUAUAUAAUGGAAGGACAGCACAACUUGGUGACUUCAUUAUGGCUACUUGCACUGCAGUGGUGUCUGCUGCUUCUACCACUGACAGAAAGUGUGACCGUCGUGCCAUGGAAACCCUGUACAGAUCUCCAUCCAGUGGACCUGCUGUCUCGGGUUCUGCCCCAUAACGGAGAGGCUCUGGCUGGGGUCCGUAUGGUGCAGGAGGGAGGUGCUCGUGGAGUCCAGCUCUUCAAACCUACGCAGGAACUCACCUUUCCAUCUUCUCAGCUCUUUAUCAACUGCGCUCACUUCCCUGCAGAAUUCUCCAUAGUGGCCACUCUUAAAGUGCCUCAAACCAGAGUGAAGAAGAAUGAAUACUUGCUUGCUGUGGUGAAGGAAGAUGUCGAUCAACUCCUGCUCGGCCUGCGUUUCUCUAAAGACAAAGUCCAUCUCAUCUAUCGGGGCUCAAUGGGGCUGGAGCGUCUCAGCUUUAAAAGAAUACGCCUGGCGGACAACCACUGGCACAGCAUGGUAUUAGCUAUCAGUGGCCACCAUGCCACCCUCACCCUAGACUGCGGCAUCCCACUGGAACUGGUCCAUAAACAGCCAUUUCCCUCUGAUCUCAGCACCGAUGGCUCCAGGUUCCACAUUGGAAGUCGAAGGAAGUUGAAAGGCCUGUUCUCUGGAUUACUGCGCCAGCUCGUCCUUUUACCUGGAUCGGAUGCGACGUCACGUGUUUGCCCCUCCUCCAAACCGUCACUGGUUGAGCUUUCUGUCCCUACGAUUCUGUCAAACUUGCCAGUGAAAUACCACAUGAAUGAUGUCCUGCUCCCUCCAUAUGAGACGGAGGUCCGUGUGACUCUGGGGUCUAAACCAGCAUGCACUGCGGCAGAGCAGGGACAACUCUGGUUUGACACUCUUAAAAGGGGCCUCUUCCUAUGUGAUGGUGCAUACUGGCACUCUAUGCUGCAAGAUAAAGACAGACUAGACUAUGUAGAUGAUCACCAGGACCUCUACACCACCUCAGAGACACAGGACAUCGAGCUUUUCCAGAUUCCCUCUGUUGGGAUGUUUGCUGCUAUGGCCCAUCGGGCCACCAAACCAGGCUCUGCCAUCUACCGCUGGACGCAUGGCCACUUCCAGCUCUACCAGAACAUCAGCACCUUCAAGGCCCAGGCAUGGAAGCAAUUCACGAUAGGGAGGAAGAUGUUCUUGGCGGUGUCGAACUCCAUGGGCCCAGCGGACGGAAAGCAAGAGCUGUCUGUGAUCUAUAGAUGGAGUAAUAAGAGGCUGAAGUUUUUGAGAUAUCAGACCCUGGAGACGCACAGCGCUCGUGACUGGGAAGCCUUUCAUAUUAAUAAUGAAGCUUUUUUGGCUGUGGCCAAUCAUCGAACAGAUAACGGGAAUCACAACAUUAACAGUGUCGUUUAUAAGUGGAACCCAGGCACCAAGACGUUUGAGGUGAACCAGACCAUCUCGACAUCAGGAGCAUAUGACUGGGAGUUUUUCACCGUAGGGCCCUACCACUUCCUAGCAGUGGCCAAUGCAUUUGAUGGCAUCUCCACCCAAACAGAUUCAUCAAUCUAUAUCUGGCUUGGUGGAGCCUUUCAGCUCUUUCAGACUAUAAGGACAUUUGGGGCUACAGACUGGGAAAUGUUUCAGAUUGGAAACAGAGUCUUCCUCGCUGUUGCUAAUGGACACAUGCUGUGUGAGAGAGGACCAAGCCUCUAUACCAUCAACUCAACUAUAUAUGAACUUGAUAUAACAACCAAGAUGUUCCUCAAGUUCCAAGACAUUGUAACAUACAGUGCGGUGGACUGGGAAUUCUUUUCGCUUGGAGAUGAGCACUUUUUAGUUGUAGCAAACUCUUAUGAUGGAUCGUCUUACUCUUUGAACAGUGUUAUAUACAGAUGGCAGGGAUAUGAAGGUUUUGUCCCUGUCCAUCGGUUACCUACUAUAGGGUGCAGUGACUGGGAGUUCUUUACGUCAACAGAGGGUUCAUACCUGAUGUACUCCAGUGCCAAAACACCUCUUUCCAAAGUCUUCAAGCUGAGGAUUCACUGAGGGCACAAAUGGUUGUUCAGCUUUUUCAUAUUUUGAUAGGAUUUCAUAUUUUUCUAUGACACUUUCAUGGGAAACUUUUUAAUGUCAGAAAAGUCAAUCAUCUGGCAGGAGGUGGAAUCUGGAGUUUGAUACUUCCUGAAAACUAGGCUACCUCAUCUACAUAAAAAAACUGUCAAGAUGCGAGAAAAAAACUCAGUGGUGAAUCUCAUUUGUGUUCUAAAAUCAUGCAGUUUAAAAUUAUAUUUUGGUUCAGCAAAGACUAUUCUAUUUCAAGAAAUGAACAUUUGUGCACAUUGAACAUCCCUCAAAUCAAAGUGUAAUGAGGGAGCAGAACAUUUAGACUGUGUAACUUCUAUUUACAAUACACAGUACUUUCCAUGAAUAGCUCAUUUGUGGAAAGUGUCAUGUUUUAAAGAUCAUAUCAAUAAUGUAAAAUAGUGUAAUAAAUAAUGUUAUUUAUAUGUAUAAUAUUUGGAUUUUACCUCUUGUUCUUUGCACUACAAUUAAUUGAUUUUUCUUUUUUCAAUAAACUGUAUGCUCAUGUUUUUAAGUUAUA
Molecule: messenger RNA, 3158 nt
Organism: Pimephales promelas (fathead minnow)
Lineage: Eukaryota; Metazoa; Chordata; Actinopteri; Cypriniformes; Leuciscidae
Gene: tspeara
Product: thrombospondin-type laminin G domain and EAR repeats a
Biological process (GO): signal transduction
Source: RefSeq, a predicted model, not a curated record